AUGGUUUUAGUUCAGGACCUGUUGCAUCCAAGUGCCGCCUCCGAGGCCAAGAAACACAAGCUCAAGACUCUCGUGCAAGAGCCAAGAUCAUUUUUCAUGGACGUCAAGUGUCCAGGAUGCCUCCAAAUUACCACAGUGUUCUCCCACGCCCAAACUGCCGUGACCUGCGAUUCGUGCACCACCGUGUUGUGCACCCCAACUGGAGUGGCAGGAUCUGAUCCCAGCGGUGGGGCAGGCAUCGAGGCGGAUCUAAAGACCAUUUCUGCACAUGGAUGUUAUGGACUGACGUCCAUCGACAUGCUCACUAUACAAAAUACAUUGGGCGUUACAGGCAAGUUGGAGACCUCAUACUCCACAAUGGAACAAUUACUGAGUGCCAAUUUUGCAAAUGAUACCAUUUGCGCCGUCAAGAUUGGCGUGUUGUCCCGUUCUGCGCUCAGCACUCUCGUUCCCUACCUGGAGAGGUACCGGCCGAUUCUUGUCGUUGAUACAGUGAUCAGUUCGACCUCUGGCUUCAACCUUGCAAAGCGCAAGCUCGUUGAGGACUCAAUUGCGCAAUUGUACCCCAAGGCCACCAUAUUGACGCCCAAUUACGACGAGGCUACAACCAUCUACAACCUGCUAGUUCCGGACGUCCAGGUCGGAGAACCUUCCGUAACCGGAUGCGAAUUUCUUGCAAAGAACAUAGCACUCAGGGUGGGGUGCGAAGCGGUUCUCGUGAAAGGGGGACACGUGCCUGCUGUUGCAGACAAAAUAGUGGACGUUCUGUACGAGCGCGGUACAAACAGGUACACCCACUUCGCCCACCCAAAAAUCUACAACUCGAAAAACACCCACGGAACAGGUUGCACUCUCAGCUCUGCUAUUGCAAGCAAUCUCGCCAAAAAGCAACCCGUCCAACAGGCCGUUCGCAACUCAAUCAUAUACGUUCACAAUGCUAUUAGACAUGCAGAGCCGUCGAUAGGUAAAGGCAACGGUCCUUUGAAUCAUGUUUAUAUGGGCAUUGUCGGAGGCCUGCCCGGUAGGGAGAUGGACAGCUUCGCAACCAAAUGUCUUUUCCAAGAAUCUGAUGGAUGGAAUAGAUCCUCCUUCCCUGAUCAAAAGUGGAUCCACUCCCCAUUCUUCAGCAAUGUUCUCCAGAAGGAUCUUGUUAGCAGCACUGUUGACGUCUGCAAGCCACGAAAUUCCUCCGUCAACACCAGAAUGUCUAUCAGGUUUGUCAGAAAAGACCUCGACGGUGGCAGAAAUGACUCCACGCAAACCGUAAUUCAAACAUGGAACAUUGUCAUCCAACCAGUAGGAAUUGCUCAAAAACACCCAGUCGAUAUCACCAAACAGUUCACGAUUUUGAGUGACAACGUCCUGGAAUCCGUAAGAGCCAGACUCCUCCUCUCCUUCAACCACGAAAACCACAUCUGA
Ogataea philodendri is the source of this 1419-nucleotide messenger RNA. RefSeq lists its product as uncharacterized. Gene Ontology annotation, cellular component: ribosome; cytosol. Gene Ontology annotation, molecular function: hydroxymethylpyrimidine kinase activity; structural constituent of ribosome; phosphomethylpyrimidine kinase activity. Lineage: Eukaryota; Fungi; Ascomycota; Pichiomycetes; Pichiales; Pichiaceae. Gene Ontology annotation, biological process: translation; thiamine biosynthetic process. The transcript is spliced from 4 exons. The coding region runs from base 1 to 1419 and encodes 472 amino acids. The record is from RefSeq and is a predicted model, not a curated record.